Podospora pseudopauciseta is the source of this 3355-nucleotide messenger RNA. RefSeq lists its product as uncharacterized. Gene Ontology annotation, molecular function: microtubule plus-end binding. Gene Ontology annotation, biological process: nuclear migration involved in conjugation with cellular fusion; cytoplasmic microtubule organization; establishment of mitotic spindle orientation. Lineage: Eukaryota; Fungi; Ascomycota; Sordariomycetes; Sordariales; Podosporaceae. Gene Ontology annotation, cellular component: cell tip; spindle pole body; microtubule plus-end. The transcript is spliced from 2 exons. The record is from RefSeq and is a predicted model, not a curated record. The coding region runs from base 701 to 3355 and encodes 884 amino acids.
UGAACUUGCUCCCCUCCCCGGCAUUGAUCCCCCCGUUCCCCGAUGACUGGUGCCGACGACUCCUUCUUGACGCUCGCUUUUUUGCUUUUUUUUUGUGCUGUCACCAGACACCCGACAAACCUCCACCCGCAAAUCAACUCACCCUGUCCAUCGUCAUUUUGCUGCGGUUACCUUUUCAUUUCUCUACAGAGCCAAUAGUCGCCCCAAUCAACCAAUUACGAAUUAUUUGGCCUCAUCAAUUACAUCCCCCGAUUACUACAACGACUUUCCCAGCAAAUUAUCAGCGACCAAGUUCUUGUGGUUGCAUUCAUUAAAGGGACGACUGGCCAAAAGAAACAUCACAGCCCGAGCUUGGGAGAGGAGAGGAGAACAGAUCGACAAAAAGGAAAGGCAAUUCCACAAGCCCAGAAACAGCGACGACAUUCUCUUGACUUCUGUUGAUUUAUUAGACGGAACAAGAGAAAAACAAAGAUUGACGGAAAGCCACCCAAUUCGGCGGCUCUCCCUUGUUGUGUUCAGGGGAGCUCCAGCUGCUAGCGGUCGGCAUUCGCGCUCCGACCCCCCGGGCGGGAAGAGUGUUUCCCCAGGGCUUUGGUUGGGUGAAAGGUGGGGGGGGGGGGUGUCGUGUAAACAAUAAAGCCAUUCGUUGCUGGGGUUGGCCGCCAGGGUGCUGCCGCCGCCUCCAAUUGGGUUGCCGAACAUGGCCACCACCAUCACCAGCACAACUUCAACAUACAACACCACCACCCGCCACACCUUGUCUAGGAGAAAUAACGGUCGCGGCGGUCUCUCGUCCAUUUCGACUCCCAACCUCAACCAGGUCUACAACGCACACUCGACCACGGCGACGCGCCUCGGCCCGCCCGUGCCCCAGUUGUUCUCGCGCAAAGGCUCCGUCGCCGCCCUGACGCAGAACUCGCUGGCCAGCAUUCCGGAUGAUAGUGAAGCCUACGCCUACAACCAGGUUCUGGCCAGCGAAAACAUCAACAUCAUGCCGUCCCCGCUUACCCCCGGCCGCCUUGGGGGUGCCGCCGGUGGAGAGGAUGUCCAGGUGGGCGAUGUCAUCGAUGUGCCGGGCAACAUGACGGGCACCAUCCGCUUCAUCGGUCCCGUCACAGGUCGCAAGGGCACUUUUGUUGGUGUCGAGCUGCAUCCCGACUUUGCAGGCCGCGGCAAGAACAGCGGUGAUGUCGACAGUGUUUUCUAUUUCAGAACCAAGGAUCCAAACACGGGCAUCUUCCUUCCCAUUUCCAAAGCCGUCAAACGAGAACCACCACCCAUCAUGCCGACGAAUUCGUAUCCUCUCACCCCGGCCAGCGGCGGAGGUCUGAAGGUCGGAACUCAGUACUCGACAAACUUUACGCCACCGACUCCUGGUGUGCCGAAAUUCAGCCAGUCCGUCGGCCCAGGCCGUGCCACGAGCCCUGUCGGCAAGAAGCCUACGCGCCCGUCGCUGCCGCGUCCAGAGUCGCCUGUGAGAAGGCUGCAGAUGACGCCGGCGCCGAGACCCUCGAUCGGGGCACCCGCUCCCCCACGAUACGGCAGCCCGACGCCGAACAAGUUUGCCCAGAGUGUUCGCGGCACGGCGGGUGACCCGAGCAAGCGACUUCCUGCUCAUCAGAGGAAAGGUAGCGUCGGACCGCGAAGUGUUUCUGUGCUUGGGGUGUCGUCUUCGUCGUAUCAGGCCCAUCACUUGAGUGAGGAGGAUGCGGGACCGGUUGGCAUUCAGAGGACGCAGACUAAUGGGAGCGCUGGGUCUGGCUUCAGCCUCACGGUGAGGCCAGCCUCACGGGCUGCGUCUAGAAUCGGGAGUCACGCCGUCAACAAUGAGGAGGUGGAGCGUCUCAAGGCCGAGCUGGAGGAUCGGGAGCGGCAGCUUAAGGAACAGGCGGCCACGCUGAUGGAGAUGGAGAGCAGCUUGACGGAGCUGCAGGGGUUGAUUGAGGGUUCCGAAGGGCAGAUGCAAGCCGGACGGCGAAACAGUCUGGACGACAAGGAUGCCAAUACGCUACGGGCGGUGCUGAGAGAAAAGAAUGAAAAGAUUGCCAUGUUGACGGCCGAGUUUGACGCUCAUCGAGCCGACUUUCGGAGCACUAUUGACACGCUGGAGAUGGCGAGCACCGAGACGGAGAGGGUGUAUGAGAAGAAGAUUGAGGAGCUGAUGCAGGAGAUUCAGGAGCUGCAGGACAGGACGGCGGACGUGGAUACUGUGGCUAACCAGCUGAAGCAGUUGGAGGAGCUGGUGCAAGAGCUGGAGGAAGGGUUGGAGGAUGCGAGGAGGGGGGAGGCGGAGGCGAGGGGGGAGGUUGAGUUUUUGAGGGGCGAGGUGGAGAGGACGAGGUCGGAGCUGAGGAGGGAGAGGGAGAAGGCGCAGUUUGCUACGAAUGGGUUGGCGCGGGGGGGUGGAGGGGCGACGAGCAAGGAGUUGGAACAGAAGGAAGAUGAGAUUAGGGGACUCAAGGCGAUUAUUCAUUCGUUGAGCAGGGAUGCUGUUCCGAACGGCGGGGAGAAUGGGGUGGUGGGUGCGGGUGCGGGUGCUGCUCAGCGGUCUGGAUCUGUCAGAUCACACCAAGGGGAGUCGAUUGAUGAUCGGUUGAGCAGGGAGAAAUUGGAGAGGGAGGUUGCCGAGCUCAGGGCCUUGGUGGAGAGCAAGAGCACGAGGGAGGAGACGCUGGAGAGGGAGCUGGAGACGUUGAGGAGGAGCGCGGUGAACUCGGGAGCGGCAGGGCAUCGCGGGAGUGCGGCCACCAUGACUGCUGGCAGUGGAAACGACAGGAAUUCUUACCGGGACUCUCGCGGGACUGUUGUGCUGGCUCCCCGAAGCCCGGAGCAUAAGCCUGCUGGUGGUGUCGGUAAGCACAGCAGAGGAAACACGCUGGACACGAUGCCCGAAAGCGACUCUUAUAGCACGGCCACGGGGGAUAGUACCCUCUGGUGCGAAAUCUGCGAGACGGCCGGGCAUGACAUUUUGACGUGUACCAACGUCUUUCCUGAUCAACAGUUGCAUCAUCAGACGAGGGACAGCAGCAAGACGCCUGAUGGGGGGGAGGGUGUGUCUGGUCUUGGGACCAUGACUGAGGAUGUGAAGCUUCCUGCGCCGCUGAGCCCGGUCAAGGCUGCCAAGAGCAGUGCUGUUACUACUGCUGUCACUGCUGCUGCUGAUGAGGAGCAGCAGCAGCCUGCCAGUGUGGUGUCGGCGAUGGAGAAGCCGAUUAGGGUCAAUAAGGAGGCGGUUUUGGGGUCGGAGGAGCCGACGGCUAGCAUGGAGGGGGGUGUGGUGGAUGAGCCGAUGUGGUGCGCGCUUUGUGAGAAGACCGGACAUGACAGUAUUAGUUGUCCUGAUGAGCAGUUUUGA